GCGUGCUGUUGAUUACAGUUCUCAUUGUAACAACCCACAGAGAGAUGGAAUAAUUAUGCCACCCACCAAAAAUGGAUCAUGUGCAAAAUGUUUCCCGGAGAACUUUGGAAAGGUGACAUGGUCUGUGAAUCAGCUCUAUCUUUUCUGUAUUAAAAAAUGCACAGGGUUGAAAGCUGAGAUAUUGAAAAUCAAUGUAAAUAUUUACAAACAAAAUUAAGAGAAUACAAAUGUGUGCAGAAGACGUUCUCAUGUAUCUUUGGCUUGAGAAUGAUCCCAUGUCAAGGCUUAUUGAUUCUUCUGUUUCUUGAAGCUGCCUUUGCAAGCCACUGUCCACACCACUGUACAUGCUCUCCACCAGGAAACAGCCCACUGAAACUGAACUGUAGCUUCAUGGGAAUGAUGGUGCUUCCACUUUUGCCAAGUCAAACAGAAGAGUUGUAUCUCCAGGGCAAUAAGCUAGCCACAAUACCCGCAGGAGCAUUUGACCAUCUUCAGGUGUUGAAGAUCAUCAAUCUAUCUAGGAAUCCAUGGCAUUGUGACUGUGGGAUUUUGUAUCUGAAAAACUGGUUGGAAGACCAAGAGGGAAGCUUAGCUUCUAAACAAGUUAGGUGUUUUUCUCCUCCUGCACUUCGCAAAAAAAUGCUAUCUGAGCUCAAGAGGAACGAACUGCAGUUUUGUUUCACUUCCCGUACACUUUGUUCAGAUUUCUUGUUCAAUGAUGCAUUCAUCUUCUUUUUUAUUCUUAUUCUUUUUAUUAUCAACUGUUUCUUGAUAACAAAAAGGACUAAGUUUAAAGUGGAUAUUUAUGACAAGAAUUUAUGACCAAAAAACCCUCCCAGGCCCAGGAACACUGCCUGCUAUUUCUGAUCAACUGAAAAGAAGAACAGGGAAAAGACUACUGAGCCAUUCAUCAUUGCUUCUGACUGCUGUGCAUUAGGUUGCAGAACAAAGAGAAAGGUCAAACAAAUUAUUUCUGUUUAUCAUUAAAAGUCAAACGGUCAAUUGAAAAGCAUGACUAUUUAGAUUAUUCAUUUUAAAGAACAGAAACUAAUUAAGAAUAUCUACACUGAACAAAAACUAUAAUUUGCAGCUUCUAAGGUAAAAUUCAAACCAAAGAAUUAGUGUCUCAUUUUAAACACACUUUUGAUUUUCAUAACAUGUUGGAAAUCAUCUGAUGAAAGCUCCUCCCAUAUUUUUGUACUAUAAUUCAAGUCAAAGAUCAGGUGGCCACUUAUGGCAUUUGAUUAAUAAAUCAAUAUACUGAAUUAUCUGUUGACCUGGAUUAUGUCCUGGUUGUGGUUAUUUUAAUUUAAUCCAUAAACAGUUUUUGGCAGGCAGAGUCCAGAUGCUCCAGAUGCUGAUUAGUAUAUGCCACAAUUAGAAAUUAUUUAAAGACUUUCUAUUUACAUUUUCUAUUUCUAUUUACAUGCAGUGAGUAGUAUAUGUGGAGCUCCCUUUGUAUGUGUACCUGUCUAUGUUUGCUGCUGUUUUUGUUGUUAUUAAUAUAUCUAUCAACAACACAACAAGCAGUUAGCAGCAGAUGUGAUUUGUUGCUGAGAUUGCAUGGGAAACUUAUUAUCAAGUUCAAAGAAAUGUGUGUUGGUUUAUAGUAAUUGUUUUUUUCUGAAUUCAAUUCAAGAUAAUUGUACUGACCUCAAAGAUCCUAGUUUGAGAAAAUACACUCUAAAGUUAACACUUUGUGCCAACCUACUUAUAGAUUAUAUGUCUUCCAGAUGACCCACAGAUAGAAGAUGUUUGCAAUCAGGCAAAGAACAUUUCAGGAUUGUGCACCCUAUUCCUUUCCCAGGAAUACUUACUUGGUGUUUAUCUUGCAAUACAUGGAAGUAUUUCAUUAAUAUCUUUGUAUUCUGGAUUUUUAAAAAUGUGCAAAUUCCUGUUUACAGAUGCUUAUUGUUCUCUAAUAUUUCUGCAGCAACUUAUUGUUUUAAACUGUCUUUAACCAUCUGAAGGAGGAGGCAAGGGCAAACCAUUUGUUACCAAGAAAACUGUGGGGAUUUAUCCAGGCGUUUGCCAGGAGUCAACACUGCU
This is a messenger RNA of Pseudonaja textilis, 2049 nucleotides long. The record is from RefSeq and is a predicted model, not a curated record. Lineage: Eukaryota; Metazoa; Chordata; Lepidosauria; Squamata; Elapidae.